Messenger RNA from Anopheles arabiensis, 3177 nucleotides. RefSeq names its product activin receptor type-2A (gene put). The record is from RefSeq and is a predicted model, not a curated record. The transcript has 7 exons. The coding region runs from base 1 to 1536 and encodes 511 amino acids. Gene Ontology annotation, cellular component: plasma membrane; activin receptor complex. Gene Ontology annotation, molecular function: ATP binding; activin receptor activity; activin binding. Gene Ontology annotation, biological process: cellular response to growth factor stimulus; activin receptor signaling pathway; protein phosphorylation. NCBI's taxonomy places the organism in Eukaryota, Metazoa, Arthropoda, Insecta, Diptera, Culicidae.
AUGUGUCGUUUAAUGCACUUUUUGUUUUACUUCUCCCUGCUGAUCGUAAUAAAAGGAUCGCUCAGCCGGGCCCGGUUGGCCGAGAGCAGCCUGAAGUGCGUCUCGUACCAGUGCAAGGACGGCGAGUGCAAGGAGGGCAUCGAUGUGUGCGAGGAGGCCGAGCCCGACCGGCCCGUGGGCUGCUUCGUCGUCUGGACGACGAACAACGUUACCAACGAGGUAAACGUAACGCUGAAAGGAUGCUUCACGAACCCGACCGAAUGCAACAACACCGAGUGCAUCGACACGACGACGUACGCGAAGAAAAACCUCAACUACUGUUGCUGCCGGGGCAGCAUGUGCAACCGGGAGCACAAGUGGAUCCCGGAGGCGACCAAAGCACCCGAGAUGAUGCACACGGUCGACCACGAGUCGAGCUUCUGGCUGAUCUUUAUCAUCGGGAUGGGGUCCUCGCUUGUCGCGAUGGUUGUCAUCACGGUCGUGUACGUGACGCACAAGAAGCAGGCAAUGUUUAACGAAAUACCAACGGUCGAGCCCGAUAUUUCCAACUCGUCCACCAACAUAGCGCACCGUCCGAUCGAUCUGAAGGACAUUAAGGCGCGCGGCCGGUUCGGUGUGGUGUGGAGGGCGCAGCUCGGCAACCAGGAGGUGGCCGUAAAGAUCUUCCCCAUGCAGGAGCGCCAAUCGUGGAUCACGGAGCAGGACAUUUUCAAGCUGCCCCGGAUGAACCAUCCCAACAUACUGGAGUUUAUCGGGUGCGAGAAGCGAAGCGAUAUGGCCAGCACCGACUUCUGGCUGAUCACGGCGUACUGCGAGAACGGCUCGCUGUGCGACUUCCUCAAGGCGCACACGGUCAGCUGGGCCGAGCUGUGCAAGAUCGCGACGACGAUGGCGCGCGGCCUGACGCACCUGCACGAGGAGAUCCAGAGCAGCCGCACCGACGGGCUGAAGCCGUCGAUCGCCCACCGGGACUUCAAGAGCAAGAACGUCCUGCUGAAGGCGGACCUGACCGCCUGCAUCGCCGACUUUGGGCUAGCGCUUGUCUUUACGCCCGGAAAGUCUUGCGGUGAUACGCACGGGCAGGUCGGUACGCGCCGCUACAUGGCACCGGAGGUGCUGGAGGGUGCGAUCAACUUCACGCGCGACGCCUUCCUGCGCAUCGACGUGUACGCGUGCGGGCUGGUGCUGUGGGAGCUGGUGUCCCGCUGCACCGUGCACGGCGGCCCGGUCGACGAGUACCGGCUACCGUUCGAGGCGGAGCUCGGCCCCCAUCCGACGCUGGAAGAGAUGCAGGACAAUGUGGUGACGAAAAAGUUGCGCCCGCGCAUCUUCGACCCGUGGCGCCAUCAUCCGGGACUGGUUGCAAUCUGCGAAACGAUGGAAGACUGCUGGGAUCACGAUGCCGAGGCGCGGCUAUCGUCCUCCUGUGUGCUCGAGCGGCUGUCCCAGUACGCCCGGUUUCCCACCCGGCAGUACUUCGUCGCCACCAACACCACGAACGAGCUGCCGGCCAAACUGGCUACCGAAAGCCUUUAACACGAGGCGUGCGCCCGCGGCAGGCAUACGAGCGCGAUCGAAAUUGCGCCCAAAAAACUAUAAUAAGCGAUAAAGAGAGGCGCGCGUUGUAUUACACAUUUAUCAACUCUUCAGCUGCUUUGUGGUGGACUGUGUGGGGGCGCCUGGAAGGGAAUGCUUUGAGACAAAUAUGCACACACACUCACAAACACAGAAACACACAGCGACUGAAGAGAAUUUCUGAGAGUAUAGAGACAGAGGACGAUUGUUUUUUUAGCCUUAAUGAUUUAUGUGUGUGUGUGUGUGAACACACAUACACACACAUACAUGCAAACGACGUAAUAAUGGUGGUACAAUUGUAGCAAACGGAUAUUUAAGCGAAGCUUCCUGACAGUUCUUGUAUUUUUUUUUUACAAACAUUAAAAGUAUAACCAUCCUAGCACACGCGGGAGGAAAAUCUUUCGCCGUUUGCAAAAUCUGUUUUUUUUUUUUGUUUUUAGCCCUCCCGCUUGAAGGCGUGAUCCAGAGCACAUCUUUUCAACAAGUACCUCUGUGUUUGCCACAGCACACUGCUCUUUUCUGCUGCAAGUCGCGCCAUUACGCUCAUUAUGUUAACAAACUAUUAACAACACUGUAACAACACUUUUUUAGGGUGGUUUUAGUCUAAACUGGCUAAAGCACGUGUUAGGGAGAGGCAGCAGAGAAGUGAAGAAAACCGACUGGUUGCCGAUUGGCUGCUGAUGCGCGUGGCUUUGUGUUUGCCUGGUACGUUUAGUACUAAACGCGCACCCUAUUGAAACACACGAUGUGUGUAUAUGUGUAUGAUUUGUAUGAUUUUGUUUAGUGCUUAUGGAUAGAUCCCCUCCCACAUCCCCUCAUUUUUAUUUUGGUUCAUUUCUGAGCAUUAAUCCACCGAUAACACAUUGAUUCGAUUGUCAAAGCAAGUUCAAACUAUUAUUAUUAUUACAACUACUAUUACUACUACUACUACUACUACUACUACUGCUACUAUUAUAUUAUUAUUUUAUAAGAGAGCCAGCUCGUUAGGAGGGCCCCCAUCACAACACUAGCUAGCGGACUGGGGAGGAAACAUGUGAUGGGGACGGUAGGGAACGGGAGGGGGGUAACGCCUGUAUGGUGUACCCUGCUACAGUUGUCGAACAAGAAAUUAACGUCCACACGAAAGUGAGUCGCGCGAGUGAGGUUUAGCGGUAAGAAUGUGCAGGCAAGGUAGGAGAGCGGCAGGCGCCAUAAUAAAGUUUGUCCCUUGGGGGGGUUGUUGUAUCGUGUGAGGAAUUUUUUCAUCUUUUUUCUGUUUGUUUUUGGUUUGGUACGAAUAUGUGUUUCUUUUAUGAUUUGUUUUACAACGAGCUUUCGAGCAAGUUUAGUAAUUUUGUAUGUAAACUUUUUUUGGUACAAUUCUGUUUCUUUCAUUUGCCAAAAUUAACCCCAGAAACGAUCGUUACAUUAAUGUCUUUUUGUCUUUAGUUUUUGUUUUUUUUUUAUCGUAAGGUUUCGGAGAGGUCUCUUAAAUCUCUUGCCUAGCGAACUGAAAACACAGCACUGAACAAGACUAAGAAAAAAGAAGGAUAAAAUCUGAAACAUUGUAAACUGCCCGAUUUUGUAAUAAUACAAAAUAUAUAAUGUAUUGCAAAUACAGAA